AUGUGUAUGUGCGAAAAAUAACUCAAAAUAUGUAUGAAAAUAUGUAUAUGUACGAAAACCCUAAAAUAUGUGAAAUAUGGAAAACAAUGUUUGAAUUUUUGAGAUCACGCUUCGAUGGGAUGACAGUACACAAAGCUUUAGUACGAUCUGAUUUGAUAUGAAAAAGUUAGAAAUACAUACAUAUCCGCCCUCUGAUCAUAACAAACCGUCCGGAUUUUUUAGCAACCGACAGAAAUAUUCUUGUACAAUUAAAUAAAUCAGUAAAUAAAUCAGUACAUUUGCGCAUAACUUGCGAUGGAAUCCAACAAUUCAGAUGAGGCUGAAAAUGACAACUCUACAUCAUCCUCCUCAUCACAUCCUGAGUACCACCCACCAUCACCAAAAAUCCCUAAAAUGGCGGACCCGGUUACAGAAAAAUUGCUGAAAUAUCUUGACCAAUUCGUGACCCUGGUUAGAACAGGGGAAUUUGUGGUUGACCUAAAACUAGAAAAUAUGCCGGAUUUUGAACUUGAGCUGAAAUUAAUUGAGACCGGAGAAGUUUUGAAGUUCCCAAUAUCACCGGAAGAGACUUUCACAAUUAAGGAAUUAUUGGCGUCAAAGAUUGAGACAACUAACCCCCUAGAUUGGUCAAGACUGGAGGAAAAGAUGCUAAAUGGGGUCAAGGCUCAGUUAGGUUUGGAGACCGAGCGGAUAUCCGUUUCCUUGCAGAAGUUAAUUAUCCAGAAACCUGGAACCCCACGUCCCCCAGAACUUAACCAACUACACAACAGAGAUGAAGUAUCGGUAACAAGUUUUGGUCAUGUCGUCAUCCAGCUGCCAUCAAUCUACACGGGAGGACAUUUCCGCUUCAGCAAUGAGGAAAAAAGGCAAGAAUUUAACCUUUCCACCCCCACUGGAGAUGUCCAAUGUCUUGCAUUCUUCACUAAAAUUGAACAUGACCCAAUUCUGACUGGGAGUAGGACUCUCUUAAUCUACAAUUUGGUCAUAGAAUCCAAAAUUAACUUUUUACCGGAAGCUCCCGCCGUCCAAAAUAAUGUACCAAGUCUUACCCAAAUCAUUCAAGAAUGGAAGGGAACCCAGGAUCUGGUAAAAGUAGUAAAACAUUCGAACAGGAAUCUCAAACUUGCCGCGGUUUCCAAUUUUCUCCUUGAUGCUCUUCAAGCCAAUCAGAUCACUCUGUUCCACGGGAAUUUUACUUAUCCCGAAGGAUCCCAAGAAAUACAAACUGAAAACGUUGUACUCCCCGAAUAUUACCAAAUCGACGAAUUGAAACUAUUAACAAGUCCUGACCCCCAGGUGGAGGAAGCAUACCGCAAUUUUUACAAGACGAAGAAAACAACGACAACCCCGACAGCUACGGCGUAGCAUUUCAUCUGACAUGGGGUGACCACGUGGAAAUACAAAUGUUGCGGGAGCAACGAGACAAUAUCGAUGAAUCCAGUGUGGACAUGUACAUUUUUUUCCUGGGGGAAAACGUUUUCCAAAAUAGCCGUUGGAUUAGAAAUUUUCCCUUUUGGCGAUUUCAGACUUACUUGUUCCCAACGAGGUAUCACAAUGUGGAAAAAACUCCCGAAUUGCUACACGAUGCUAACAAUCUGGUUUUGCCGGAUAUUUCUGCGCAGCAAUUAAUGUAUAAAGACGAAUACGAUGACUGCUUUAAAAACCUACCUCAUUUUGAGAAAGUUCUGAAUAAAUUCAUCCAACUAGAAGAUUCCGACCUUUUGCAACAAUUUAUACAAAUUUGCCACAAACACUCAGAUUAUAACAAGUUGUCCCCCCUACUUUUAAAAGCUGGGAUUUCGCCAACCAUUUUAAAUAAAUCGUUAAAAGAUUUCUUCAACCAGGAUAACAUCCAAGACGGGGAAAAGUUUUUGCACAAUCUAUACGAUUUUGGCAGCCAUGUUAAAGCCUUUACUUUUUACGGGGAUAAGGAUACAGCAGAAAUAUAUUAUGAGGUAUUUACUUCAAUUCUUGAAAGGUAUGAAGAGAUGGUGGAAGAUGAAGAUGAUUAUGCCGAGCAAUACGUUAUGGACUACUUGGCUGAAUUCUUUCGAAUAUCAGAAAAAAUGGGGUAUAAUUUGUUCAACUUUAUGAAGUACAGGCCUCCUAACGUCGUACAAGCAGGAUUGUUUGGGUGUACCUUAGACCCGGUAGAGUUUGAACUAGGAGUCGUGUUUAUCAGACCGGUCACGGACUUGUAUAGUUGCACGAGAUUGUUUGACGAUUGGACAAAGGAAUAUGAAAAUUGUUUAGAGGAGGUUAGAUUUCUGACAUAUUUUUUCCAACUAGUGGAGAAGGUUGGGGCCGAUAUUAAAGGGCUUUUAGGCGAUGUGAAAAAAUACAGAAAUUUGGUAGCGGCGCUGUCAGAAGUUUCAAAUUUGGAAAGUGUGGAUGACUCUGAGGAUGGAGCCCUUCCCAAAUUUUGGGUCCCGUUUGCCACUAGUUUAGCGGCAAGGAUUGAAAUUUUAUUGGAUUCCGAAGGGAAUAAAACAGGUCAUGAUGGAUAUUUGGGUAGCGUGGGAAAUAAUUUUGGUGAGGGUUUAUACGUCGGGAGAUACACGCUGGACGAGAUAAACAAAUUAUUGCUCUCUGCGAAGAGAACUUAAAUGUGGAGAAAAUCCUGUAAUAUUAAGAAUUCCGUUUUAGUAUAAUGAUGUAAAAUAAAUAUAAUCUAUUCUCCAAAAUAUUUAGGCAAUUAUAGAGAGUAUGGGGGAAUAAAAUCCCUAGUAAUCAUUGUUUACUAAUCAAGCUCAAUUAAGGGCAAUUAAAUAAUGUCGCUAUGUUUUGGACAAGGACGAAUUCUUGUUUUGCACAAUCAUCAUGCGGCCAUUUAUUUUUCAAGAUUGAUGUAAAUAAUUUGUUCCUAGUAAUUAUACUUUCAUUCUCAAAUAAUAUUUUCGACGGGAAUGACAUGGAAAAUAUGAAGUAUUUAUGUGCACCUUUAAUAAAUACAUGGUUACGAAUUACCAAGCCAAAUUAUCGGCUUAUGAUACCUUCUUCCGCAGUGCCCAAACUUGUCUGGAAAAUAUUUGAGAAUGAGGGUAUAAUUGCUAGGAACAAAUUAUUUACAUCAACCUUUAAAAAUUAACGGUUCCAUGAUGAUUGUGCCGUACAACAAUUCGUCGUUGGCCAAAAUAUAGCGAAAUUAUCUAUUUAAUUAUCCUUAAUCCAAGGCUGAUUCAUACUGUACAUUUUCUUAUAAAUACUGCAAUUAAUAUCCUUAUGGAACCGUAUGUAUCUGUAAUUUAGUGAAUUGAAAGGUACUUGUAGUAGUCAUAGAGGUUUGCAUCUAAUACUGAGUUACCAGUUCACCUUUGGGACUCCAGUUUGAUAAGUUUAAAAAAAUAUAUAUAUGUAAAAA
Folsomia candida is the source of this 3361-nucleotide messenger RNA. RefSeq lists its product as uncharacterized. Lineage: Eukaryota; Metazoa; Arthropoda; Collembola; Entomobryomorpha; Isotomidae. The record is from RefSeq and is a predicted model, not a curated record. The transcript has 4 exons. Bases 1404 to 2606 code for a protein of 400 amino acids.